AUGCGAACAUCAUUAUCGGUUCCUACAUGUGUAUCUACUACAACAUCAUCGUCACCUAUUCGCUGCAUUACUUCCUGUCGUCGCUUCGUUCCGUCUUACCGUGGGCUGACUGUUCCAAUCCGUGGAACACUUGUGCAUGUAGAACAAACAUCGUCGAAAACAACUUCUCCAGCUUCAUCAACAGUGUUGCUGUGCCGUCGCUCGAAGACUUCGAAGGACUUUUCAAUGACACCAAACCUCAAUGCAGACGUAAGUAACUCCAUAAAAAUUCUUUCCUUUUCUUUCUUACUCUUUGUAAAAAUAUUACUUUUUCAAUGUUUGUUCCUUUCUUCCUUUCCUUCCUUCUUUCUUUCUUCAAAACCUUCCUCUUUUUCUUUUCUUUCUUUCUAUUUCAUUUUCUAUCUGUUCUUCUUUUUCUUUCUUUCUCUUGUCUUUGUUUAUUCUUCCUUUCUCUUUUGUUUGGAAAGAUGCUGCUGUCCAGAUUCUUUUUUCAUUAUGUGCCUGCAGCGGGGGACUUAUAGCCAUGUCAAGUUACAAUCACUUCAAUCACAACACACUCAGCACCUCCUCAUACGUUUUUAUUGCAAUUACCAAACUGACGUCAUUGCUGAAGGAUCUAUUACCGUCGCAUUUUCCAGAUCGUCUCCUUCAUCCUUCUGUCGAUUUAAGUUUCUUGGACGAAUGUAUCUUAAGUUGUUAAUUAAAUUAUUUCUCUCUUUCUUUUUUACUACUCUUUAUAAUUUUUCUUUCUUUCUUUUUUUCUCUUUCUUUUCUUUCAUUCUCCUUCGUUUGUUUUUUUGA
This is a messenger RNA of Acanthosepion pharaonis, 801 nucleotides long. NCBI's taxonomy places the organism in Eukaryota, Metazoa, Mollusca, Cephalopoda, Sepiida, Sepiidae. The record is from the annotation of a GenBank genome assembly.